ACAACACAUCAAUAAUGAGUCAUAAAUAAUAACUGCGCAACGUCUACCAACAUUUAAUUAUACAAUUUCGCCAACCUAAUAUAUAGUUCCGCUAGCAGCUCCAUCUAGUGUUUUGAACUCGAAUUAUAAGAAUUAUUCAACCUUGAGCCAUCUAUGUGAAACUUUUAUAAAUAAAUGGUAUGUGAUAGCGUCAGCAGAAUUAAGAAAAUAAUAAACACUGUUGCCAAGUUAUUAAUAUUUCCGUUAUUCACGUUUAAAACUAAUUAUACGUUUUUUUAAUUCGAAUAAACGUUAUUGAGACAUUAUUUAAUGUAAUUUUACCUCCUUAUAUAUUAAAGCUUAUAUAAAGAUAUUGAAGGAAACAAGUUUUAUAUACAUGGUUAUACGAAAAGUCCUAAAACGAAAUAAAACUACUUCAGGAUUAUUACUGAGUGUUUAAUAGUUGGAAAAUAUUGCAGGAAUUGAUGUAAAAGGAAUAUUUUGAGGUUAAAAAAUGUAUUAAAUAACAAGUUUUGUAAAGAAAGGUGAUAAUUACAUAAUUUUAAUAAACUUUUAACGUAAAUAUUAUUAUAUCAAGGAGUACUUGAAUGUGUUUCAACACCUAUCCAGCUUAGGUUCUGAUUUCCAUAGAUAAUGCCUUAUCGCCGUGAAUAAACGUUACAUUAUUAUAAAACAAAUUAAAAACAAGUCAUUAAGAUCAAUCAGUACAAUAAUCUUGAUGUGUUUCAUAUGAAUUAUUCCGAAAAGUUUCCGUUAUACUCUGAUAUUUGUGAAAAAUUAAAAUUUUCUCAUAAACAUGAUUAUACAAACGUUUUUCAUAAACAAUUUGGUGGGGUCAGUUAUUGCUCUUGCACUUAUGGGCUUCAUGUUUGGUUUUACCAUAAGCUGGUCGUCACCUGUUAUGCCAAAAAUUCAAAAUCUAUCUUCCGAUAGUCCUUUCGAUAGAGCUAUAACAGAUACGGAAAUAUCCUGGAUGACUUCGUUAGUUGUACUCGGUUCUUGUUGCGGAUGUUGGAUGUUCGGAUUUUUAACUUCCACAAUCGGAAGAAGAUUUUCCACGAUAAUCUUGGGAGUUCCGAUGGCUACGAGCUACUUAUUAAUGGCGAUAUUUCGAACUGUACCCGUUUAUUAUGUAGCCAGAUUCAUCAUGGGGUUUACUCUAGGAGGUGGAAAUAUAGUAUCGAUGACGUACGCUAGCGAAAUAUCGAGUCAAUCUAAUAGAGGAGUGAUUAGUACGGUGGCCGGUACUUCUCUAGCUAUAGGAACAUUGUUCUGUUACAGUAUCGGUCCUUGGGUUAGUGUUACCGAAUUGAACAUAAUCUUGAGCGUAUUUCCUUUGAUUACCAUAGCGAUUUGUAUAAUAUUUUGCGAGGAAUCGCCUUAUUAUUAUUUGGUAAAAGGCGAGGAAGAUUUAGCCAAAAAAGCGUUGAUGACGUUCAGACCGCCGGGCACGGACGUCGACAAAGAACUCGAAGAGAUUCUGAUCAAAAUCGAAGAACAAAAAUCGGGAAAUUUCUGGAAAAUAAUCAAAAGCAAAUCCGUAAUGAAAAGUUUAUUUAUAGGAAAUAUGUUGCUGAUUUUCCAACAGUUUACCGGCAUAAACGGUAUAUCGAUGUACAGUCAAUCUAUUUUCGACGAAACCGGUUCGAAUUUAUCGUCGGCCGUGUGUUCGAUCAUAUUAGGGGCUCUUCAAUUAACCAGCGGCAGUAUAGCGCCAAUUGUGGUCGAUAGGUUCAACAGAAGAUCCCUCAUGAUAGUAUCCGCUAGCGGAAUGAUACUUUUCGAAGUACUGCUGGGAAUUUACUGCGUCGUCGACCAAGUUUCUUCCUUUUUCAAAUUCGUACCGAUAUUAUGUUUGGCGGGCUUCAUGUUCAGUUAUAAUUUCGGUAUCGGACCGCUCUGUUGGGUCGUUACGAGCGAAAUUUACGCCGCCAGAAUUAAAUCUAUGGCGAUGGCGUUUUCGGUAUUCGUUUAUUACGUCGUCGGUUUCGUCGUUACCAGAUAUUUUAAAGCCGUACAAAACGCUAUUGGUAUAGGCGCGCUUUUCUUCAUAUUCGCCGGUUGUUGCGGCCUGUGUAUAGCGUUUAUCAUUUUUUGCGUUAUCGAAACCAAAGGAAAAACUUUGGAACAGAUUCAAGAUCAAUUAGAAAGAUGAAAUAUUUCGUUUGAUGCUGACGCCUCUUCAUUUUCAUCGGCGAGCUUUUCCACAGCUCUUCGUUUAUUUAUUUUUCCCGUCCAACAUAUUCUCGAUCUUCUGGGAUUUCUACUGUAUCGUAUAUUUUGUUAAUUCUGUCGUAUUUAUGGUUAUUUCGUCUAUUCUUGGUAUUUGUUUUCCCCGUCCAGCAUCUUCCGGCACUUCUCCCGUGUCUAUCUCUAGUUUUACUUCCCGUACUGUCUUUUUUUUGGUUUAGAUUUCUUCCUCUUCUUAUGCUUGUCCUUUGGUCUCUUAUUUUGAGUGAGUUUUUGUUAUUUUCGCAAUUUCAAUGUCUCCAAAGAAUAUCUUCUGUUGAUUUUCCUUAUUCCUUUAUCAAUCUUUUAACUUUUCGUCAAUUCUUUUUUAUAUUUUUCACGGUCUGUUUCCGCUUUAUGUCUCAAAUAUCGCUUUUAUGGUCUCUGACCACCAGUUUGUUCUUAUUACUACGUAGCAGCAACACUGGUGGAAAAAACUUGUUUGUAUCUCGUUGCAAUCAUGUUGAACUCGGAUUUCGUCAUGAAAAAGGCUUUACGAAUUCCGAAGCGUCAAACUGAAGAUCGUUGGGUGAUACAGAGAUCCAGAAAUAUAGAAAAUCCAAUGAAUUUUGUACCAAAACCGGUUGAUCCUUACCAGAUAAAGGAAGAGGUCUUCAAGCAACAAAAUAUAUUAUACCCGUGAUUCUAAAAUGUUUUUUCUCUACGUAAUGCUUUAUAGUUCAUAUUUAAAUCGGUAUUUUGGAAAUAUAAACAGGCUUAAAUUUUUCCCAACUGUUUGAACCGUACCUGAGCCUGUACUAUGGAGAUGGCGUCUUAGAGGACGUGGUUCAAGUUAUUUUUGGAGUCUCACGUCAAGUAUUUUCACACCUUUGCAGAGACGAUGAAGAAUUGUCACUUAAACGAGCUGGUUCUGGCUAGUAGCUGGACCAAAAUCAACUAGCAUCAUUAAACGUUUCGCCGCGACUUUCGGGCGUAUUAGUUUCGAAAAUAUCCAGGUCAUAUUGCGACGAAAACUCGUUUAACAACCAGGUGUUGUUCGUGGUAUCAAAAAAGCGAUUUGAUUCACAUCAAGUAUGUGCUUUACAAAUUCGUGUCAAUAUUUGAUAGAAUGAUAAAUCUCAAAUAGCUACUUCACCUUUCCUUUUGUAAUAUACAUUUUUUUAAAUAAAGUGCAAUUUUUUUUUUUUAAAAAAA
Diorhabda sublineata is the source of this 3384-nucleotide messenger RNA. RefSeq names its product solute carrier family 2, facilitated glucose transporter member 6-like. Gene Ontology annotation, molecular function: transmembrane transporter activity. NCBI's taxonomy places the organism in Eukaryota, Metazoa, Arthropoda, Insecta, Coleoptera, Chrysomelidae. Gene Ontology annotation, biological process: transmembrane transport. Gene Ontology annotation, cellular component: membrane. Bases 797 to 2155 code for a protein of 452 amino acids. The record is from RefSeq and is a predicted model, not a curated record. The transcript is spliced from 2 exons.